AUGGUAGGAGACAGGCCAAGAAUGGAAUGGAAAGACUUGAUGUUUAAUAAUGGUUCUAGACCUAAAGCAAAGUUUACCCUCUGGUUGCAACUACAAAACAGGCUGCCCACUACAGAUAGACUACAAAAAUGGGGACUGGAUGUCGAUUUGAAGUGUAAGCUCUGCAAUGUCUACUUGGAAACGCGGGAUCAUAUAUACGUUCAAUGUGAUUACUCAAGAGCCAUAUGGAUGAAACUUCUCCGAUGGGUUCACACGGACUAUUAUGCUGCUGCUAACUGGGGAAAUCACCUACAAUGGAUCCGAAGCAAGACAAAAGGUAAAUCGCAAGCAGCACAAACCCUCAAGUUGGUAUAUACUGAAUUUAUAUACGCGGUGUGGAUGGAAAGAAACCAAAGAACGUUUGAAGAUAAGAGGAGAUCAUGGCAGGCGGUAGCAAGAGAGAUUGCCUAUGUGUGUUGUGUGAGAGCUCCUGCGAGCAUUAGAACUAGAAUGCAGCAGCUGGUUUACUAG
This is a messenger RNA of Lycium ferocissimum, 510 nucleotides long. RefSeq lists its product as uncharacterized. The transcript has a single exon. The record is from RefSeq and is a predicted model, not a curated record. The coding region runs from base 1 to 510 and encodes 169 amino acids. Lineage: Eukaryota; Viridiplantae; Streptophyta; Magnoliopsida; Solanales; Solanaceae.